Molecule: messenger RNA, 4215 nt
Organism: Puma concolor (puma)
Lineage: Eukaryota; Metazoa; Chordata; Mammalia; Carnivora; Felidae
Source: RefSeq, a predicted model, not a curated record
AUGAGUGCCAGGUGGGGCCACGGCUGCCAGUUGGCACAUCCUUACCGGACGAUGAUCCUGAGGGCCAUGGAGACGGUCGUGAGCAGUCACAUCAGUGACCUGGACAAGGACCUGGCCAGGGCUGUCAUCUUCCUGGCCUCCAGCGAGAUGACCAGGGUGAAGGUGGAGGGGGCAGAAGCGCGCACGCCUGGUCUUCCCCCUGCUAACAACGCCGGGGCGGCCAGCUCACUUCAUACCAGCUUCGUUUCCCUCGGGGCCUUCGGCUUCUCCAGGCAGGGGUCACCGGCCAACCUCUACCUCCUGCCGGCACCCCGGGUCUCCCCCGGCCACGCCCGACAGGGCCGCGCCACUCAGACAGCCGUGGGCAAGGAAGUGGGAGGCUGUGUCCUGGCUGCUGGUGGGAAAAGGCGGUUUGAAGGGGCCGAGACUCUCUUCCCUGGAGACCCGAGGGCCUCUGACCACGGGGGCAAGUGCAUCCCUAUCUGUGUGCCCGUGGAGUCGUCCAGCCCUCUGGUGGUGAGCAACCGAAAGGAGGUGUUACGCUGCUUCACUGUGCUGGCGUGCUGUUCGCCUGACCGCCUGCUGGCCUUCCUGCUGCCCAAGCUCGAUGCCAACAACGAGAGGACCCGCGUGGGCACCCUGCAGGUCGUGAGGCAUGUCAUCAACUCAGCUGCUUCUCAGAUGGAAGUGAAGAAGCCCUUUAUUCUCUCCUCCAUGAGGCUUCCUCUUCUGGACACCAACAGCAAGGUGAAGCGGGCAGUGGUGCAGGUGAUCAGUGCCAUGGCACACCACGGCUACCUGGAACAGCCUGGAGGAGAGGCCAUGGUCGCGUACAUCGUGCAGCAGUGCGCGCUGCCCCCCGAGGCCGAGCCUCAGAAGCCGGGUCCCGACAGCGAGGACCCCGCCACGGACAGUGUGCGGGACGUCAGCAUCAGCACCCUCUACCUGGUCAGCACCACCGUGGACAGGAUGAGCCACGACCGAAGUGAGAAUGAUGUGGAAAAGGUGAAGUCAACUCUGAUCCUGUGUUACGGCCACGUGGCAGCACGGGCCCCCCGCGAGCUGGUGCUGGCCAAGGUCGAGUCGGACAUCCUCCGGAACAUAGUCCAGUACUUCAGCACCAAGGUUCUGGGAAUAAAGGUAGAGACCAAGGACCCGGCUCUGAAGCUGUGUCUCAUCCAGAGUGUGUGCAUGGCCAGCCAGGCCAUCUGCAGCAGUGCCCAAGCUGGCUCUUUCCACUUCUCGAGGAAAGCCGAGCUGGUGGCACAGAUGAUGGAGUUCAUCAAGGCAGAGCCCCCAGACUCCCUGAGAACGCCCAUUCGGAAGAAGGCCAUGCUUGCCUGCACUUACCUGGUCUCCCUGGAGCCAGCGCUGGAAGAGCGAGUGCAGGCGGACUUGAUCCGCGGCUGUCUACACAGCGUCAUGGCUGUGCUGCCUGAGCCCGAGGGGGAGGAGGACCGCCAGGAGUCCCUGUACCUGGACACCAUGCACGCCCUUGAGGAUUUGCUGACAAGCCUCCUUCGGCGGAACAUGACCCCGCAGGGCCUGCAGAUCAUGGUGGAGCACCUGAGCCCGUGGAUCAGGUCCCCACGGGGCCACGAGAGGGUGCGGGCGCUGGGCCUGAGCGCCUGCCUGCUGCAGCACUUCCUGGAGCACCUGCACGUCAGCGCCCUGGUGCCCUUCCACAACCUGGGCCUCCUCAUUGGCCUCUUCUCCCCACGGUGCGCGGACUUGUGGCCUGCCACCCGCCAGGAGGCUGUGAGCUGCGUCCACGCCCUGCUGUACCUCCAGCUGGGCUAUGAGGGCUUCUCCCGUGACUACCGGGACGAUGUGGCCGAGCAGCUCCUCGCCCUCAAAGAAGGCCUCGUGCACCCCGACCCCACCGUCCUCUUCCACACCUGCCACAGCAUAGCCCAGAUUAUUGCCAAGCGCCUCCCGCCAGAGCAACUCAUCAGCCUCCUGCUGACCUUGUUUGAGAGUCUGGGAGACCCGGACAAGAACUGUUCGAGGGCGGCUACCAUCAUGGUCAACUGCCUGCUGAGGGAGCGAGGGAGCAUGCUCCAGGAGAAGGUGCCCGAGAUCGUGAGCGUUCUGCGCUCGAAGCUGCAGGAGACCCGAGAGGAGCACGUCCUGCAGGCCGCACAGCACAGCGUGUACCUCCUGGCGUCCCAGCACUGCGCGGCCGUGGUGUCCAGCCUCCUGGGCGGCCCCCUGCCCUUUGACAGGUACCCUGCGCCUGCCGGCCUUUGGGGUGGACGGGGUCCCGGCCGCCUGGGCCGCAAGCCGAGGUCAGCCCAGACUCGGCACUCGAGGGUCCCGUCUGCCCCGCGUGGCGCCCCGGCACCCCUGGCUCCUUCCCGCGCCACGUGUGCCCUGCACGAGGUCCUGAGCGCCCUGGAGUCUGGGCCCGCGGUGCUCGAGCUGUACCCACAGCUGUUUGCCGCGCUCCUGCUGCGGGUCAGCUGCACCCUGGGCGUCCUGCUGCCCCGGAGCCUGCAGGCCAAGGAGAGGAGGAGCGUGGGCUCGGCUGUGGCCCCGAGGAGCCUCGAGCCCUGCAGCUGCGCGGUGGAUGCUCUGCAGGCUAUGCUGCUCCGGGGGGGUAAUGAGGACGUGGUGCGGCGUGUGGAGCUGGAGGGGGGCUGGCAGCUGCUCAGGACCUCAGCAGGACACGAGGAGGGGGUCACCCGGCUGGCCAGCGCCAUGGCCAAGUGUGCAGGCCCCCGGCUGCCCCUGGUGAUGAAGGCGCUCGUGUGCACACAGAGCAGUGUGUAUGAGAUCCAGAGGGUCACCUCCACGGCGUUCCUGGCCGAGCUGCUCAAGAGCAACGUGGUGAACGACCUGAUGCUUCUGGAGUCGCUGCUGGACAACCUGGCGGCGCGGCAGAAGGACACGAGUGCCAGCGUGCGGCGGCUGGUGCUGCGAGGCCUGGCCAACAUCGCCUCCAGCUCCCCGGAGAAGGUGCAGGCCCACGGCCCCCAGCUCCUGACAGCCAUGAUCGGCGGGCUGGACGACAGGGACGACCCUCACAGCCUGGUGGCCCUGGAGGCCAUGGUGGGCCUGGCAAGGCUCCUGGAGCUGGUGAAGCGCCAGGACCUGCGCUCCGUGCUGCUGCACGUUGCCAUCCGGAUCCGGCCCUUCUUCGACAGCGACAUCCGGAACACGGUGGGCAAUGUGCCCCUGGAGUGGUACGAGGACUUCCCCCACGUGGGCUAUGACCUGGACGGCAGGCGCAUCUACAAGCCCCUGCGUACCCGUGACGAGCUGGACCAGUUCCUGGACAAAAUGGACAACCCUGAUUACUGGUGGCUCCCCAGGCGCACGGUGCAGGACCGGACGACGGGUCACGAUGUGCGGCUGACGGACGAGCAGGUGGCUCUGGUGCGGCGGCUGCAGAGCGGCCAGUUUGGGGACGUGAACUUCGACCCGUAUGAGCCUGCCGUGGACUUCUUCAGCGGGGACCUGAUGGUCCACCCAGUGACCAACCGUCCCGCUGACAAGCGCAGCUUCAUCCCGUCCCUGGUGGAGAAGGAGAAGGUGUCUCGCAUGGUGCACGCCAUCAAGAUGGGCUGGAUCCAGCCUCGCCGGCCCCAGGACCCCACGCCCAGCUUCUAUGACCUGUGGGCGCAGGAAGACCCCGACGCCGUGCUGGGCCGGCACAAGAUGCACGUGCCCGCUCCGAAGCUGGCCCUACCCGGCCACGCGGAGUCCUACAACCCGCCUCCAGAGUACCUGCUCAGCGAAGACGAGCGUCUGGCGUGGGAGCAGCAGGAGCCGGGCGAGAGGAGGCUCAACUUCCUGCCACACAGGUUCCCGAGCCUGCGGGCCGUACCCGCGUACGGCCGCUUCAUCCAGGAACGGUUCGAGCGCUGCCUUGACCUCUACCUGUGCCCACGGCAGCGCAAGAUGAGGGAAGGGGACAUCACCCCCCUAAUCCGUUGGCCCUGCCACGGCCCCUGGCGCCGGCCUAAGGCUUAUCGGGCACCUGCUGCCUCUCCUCCGGCCCUGGCCCACGCCCCUGGGGCUGCCCACUCAGACCUCUGUGUGGCUGUGGGGUCUGCAGACAGGCUGGGGGAGAGGGGCACGUUGCGGGAGCGCUGGCCGGCUGUGAUUUACAGCUGCUGCUGCUGCGCUCGGUGGCACCGGAAAAGCAGGAGGCACCAGCUCCCAGGGAAGGCGUCCACCUUCCAGGGGCUGGGCCGUCCCUCCCAGGCCUGA